UUUAUGGAGAAAGAACAGAACGAACAGAAGGCACAGGAUAAUAGAAAGCGUAAUCUGUAAUUUGGGGUUAGAUCCUGGAACCAUCAUGCAACCACAGAUCAUCCUGUUGAAAGAAGGUACGGAGAAUUCUCAGGGUAAACCUCAGUUGAUAUCAAACAUCAAUGCCUGCCAAGCAGUUGUGGAUGCUGUUCGAACCACCCUGGGACCUCGGGGUAUGGAUAAACUUAUUGUGGAUAACCAUGGGAAGUCCACUAUUUCUAAUGAUGGGGCAACCAUUAUGAAGCUCUUGGACGUUGUUCAUCCAGCAGCAAAGACACUGGUUGAUAUUGCCAAAUCUCAAGAUGCUGAGGUGGGUGAUGGUACAACUAGUGUGGUACUCUUAGCUGGUGAAUUCUUGAAGCAGAUAAAAUCUUUUGUUGAAGAGGGUGUUCAUCCGCGCAUUAUCAUUAGAGCUUUUCGCAAAGCAAUGCAGCUCACAACUGAGAAGAUCAACAGCUUAGCAGUAAAGAUUGAAAAAAAAAAUGCUGAAGAACAUCGACAGCUGCUUGAGAAAUGUGCUGCUACAGCUCUAAGUUCAAAACUUAUUAGUCAGCAGAAGGGAUUCUUCUCAAAGAUGGUUGUGGAUGCAGUGUUGUUGUUGGAUGACCUCCUUCCCCUCAGUAUGAUCGGUGUGAAGAAGGUUCCUGGUGGAGCAUUAGAGGACUCGUUACUAGUAGCAGGUGUGGCUUUUAAAAAAACCUUUUCAUAUGCCGGAUUUGAGAUGCAACCCAAGAAAUACAACCAUCCCAAAAUUGCUCUUUUAAACAUUGAGCUGGAACUGAAAGCUGAAAGGGAAAAUGCUGAAAUACGAGUUGAGAAUGUGAAAGAAUAUCAGAAGAUUGUGGAUGCAGAAUGGAAGAUCUUGUAUGAAAAACUUGAUAUGAUCCACAAGAGUGGGGUACAGGUAGUUCUUUCCAAGCUCCCUAUUGGCGAUGUUGCAACUCAGUACUUUGCUGACAGGGACAUGUUCUGUGCUGGCCGCGUGCCAGAUGAAGAUUUGAAGCGCACCAUGAAAGCCUGUGGUGGUUCUGUCAUGUCUACUGCCCAUGAUAUCAAUGAUUCUGUUAUUGGCUGCUGUGAUUAUUUUGAAGAGAGACAGAUUGGAGGUGAAAGGUACAACAUUUUCACUGGCUGUCCAAAUGCCAAGACAUGCACCAUAGUUCUCCGAGGUGGGGCGGAACAGUUCAUGGAAGAGACUGAACGUUCAUUGCAUGAUGCUAUAAUGAUUGUACGGCGGACCAUAAAGAAUGAUGCUGUUGUAGCAGGUGGAGGUGCCAUUGAGAUGGAACUGAGCAAGUUACUUCGUGAUUAUUCUCGUACCAUUGCUGGAAAGGAGCAACUAGUAAUAGGAGCUAUUGCCAAGGCUCUUGAAAUAAUUCCUAGGCAACUGUGUGACAAUGCUGGCUUCGAUGCAACAAAUAUUUUAAACAAGUUGCGUCAGAAGCAUGCAGAAGGUCAUUGUUGGUAUGGUGUGGACAUAAACAAGGAAGACAUCUCAGACAACUUCGAAAUGUGUGUUUGGGAGCCAGCUGUUGUGAAGAUAAAUGCUCUUACAGCUGCAUGUGAAGCAGCAUGCUUGGUGCUUUCAGUGGAUGAGACCAUCAAGAAUCCUAAAUCAAGUGGUGAUGGACCUCAAGGUCCUCCUGUGGGUCGUGGUAUGGGCAGACCCAUGUAACCUUUUCUUUUGGCUGAACAACCCAUUUCCAUAUAUGUGAAUUCACAAACACUAACCUUAACACAAAAAGUAAUAUUUAUGUUUUUGGUACUAAGAACAGUCAGUGAAACUGUUUGAACCUUGUUGGAAGUAAAACCACCAAGAAGUGCUGUUCAUUGUUACUGCAUUUAUUGGAAAUACUUACAGGAGUAACAAAUCUCACCAAUUUUAUAGUAAGUUUAUUGCAUCUAGUUGCAUAUAAUUUCGGUUCCAGUUUCUGUACAAUAUUCUGGAAAUUAAGAUUUGCAUUAAUAAAUAAACAUUAAAUAACUGUGA
Molecule: messenger RNA, 2029 nt
Organism: Cryptotermes secundus
Lineage: Eukaryota; Metazoa; Arthropoda; Insecta; Blattodea; Kalotermitidae
Gene: CCT7
Product: T-complex protein 1 subunit eta
Exons: 9
Coding region: 86-1714 (542 amino acids)
Biological process (GO): protein folding
Cellular component (GO): chaperonin-containing T-complex
Molecular function (GO): ATP binding; ATP hydrolysis activity; ATP-dependent protein folding chaperone
Source: RefSeq, a predicted model, not a curated record